UGCUUUUGCUUAUUCCAAAAGAAAAUCCCGCCGCGUACGCUCGCGUGCAAGACUAACGUUCACCGCCAAUUGCAUUGCAUUCACAUCGCAUUGUUGAAUGUUCUCGCGUGUUGUGUUCGGAAUAAAUAUAAGCAUUGCUCAGCGAAUACAUAUAAACAGCCAACCAUGUGUGGAUAGGACGUGAGCACUGCUGUUAAUAGUGUACCCAAACUGGGAAAGCGUGUGGAUAAUUUCAAUUUGAGUGCCAGUGUUUUGAAUACCAGCAAUGCCGGGCCACGUGAACAGUCCAUACUGGGCGGCAGUGGAUUUCGACAGCGAAGGGGAUGAAGAAAAGACUCCUCCACCAAGUAAUCGAGUGUAUUUAGAUCCGUGGGAUAACGAUGCUUUCGGGAUGUUGCAGGGAGAGUCUCCGGACUCCAGUCAAGAGCAAAUGAAUUCCUUCGCCGGGGAGCCGGUUAGCGCCAGCUUCUACUAUGUGCCAACUAAGACUUAUGAUUCCGGAGAGGAGCCGAAACCGCACAAGCGCAGUUCGUACGCAGAGGAUGUGACAGCAGAGUAUCCUGUUUACGGGCGGAGGAUGUCCAGACACAUUCCUGAUUACAACGAUAUGCCAGCUUAUGCUCACAGACCAAUGCCGGAACGAAGAAGGUCAAUGUACAUCGAGGAGCCAGUAUACGUGCCGAUGGUGAACCCUAUGGUAUACGAAAGUCUCUACGGGCCAGUGCCGAUGCCCAAUCCGUAUAUACAACCUCCGAGGCCGAGGGUGUCGCUUCAACACCAGCCUGACUACGUAAUGGCGAAUGGUUACGGCAAGCAACGGAGACAAUCCAGAUUGACAGAAGCGUACGAGCAAUACGCGUACGAAACUCUGUCACCGGAAUACGAAGACUGGGCGCGACCAAUGCCGAAAUCAGUUCCUGAUAAUUUCCAUCUGUCACGAUAUGGGCACCUACAAAUUGAUUACUCUUGCAGCUGGAACUCUCUGGAUAGAAUUAUUCGGAACCAACAAUAAUAAUCCAUACUUACUAUAAUUAACCGGCUGGUGGCACUGUUACCACCCUACUGGCAAAGACGUACCGCCAAGCGAUUUUGCGUUCCGGUGCGAUGACGUGUAGAAACCGGAAGUGGGUUUUAAUCCUACUUCUUACAAGCUAGCCAUCUAGGAUUGCAUCAUUACUUUCCAUCAGGUGAGAUUGUUAUCAAGGGCAAACUUGUAAAGAAUAUUAAAUACUACCUACAAUUAAUAUUUACCUAUAACACAAAUAGAUAUAUACCUACCAUGUAUUUUUAGUUUCUGCACUUCCUGGGAAAACUACUCAUUAUAUAUAUAUAUAGAUAGAAUAUUAAGGUACGAAUGCUCAAAUUAAUUUCGCAUAGUGAUACGUCUGAAUGAAAUUAAGGCAAUUGGUGACUUGUCGCCUCAGUUUCGAAGCGCUAGUGCUACUUGUACAUCUAAUAGUAUAAAAUCAUUGAUGAAAUCACUUUAACAAAAAUAUUCUGUAUUUUUAUUUUUUUUUAUAUUUUCUGAAUUUAUCUUUGACCGCCAAAUUUACCUAAUUUAAAUCAUCUUCGUAUUUGCUAUUGCAUGUAUAGUUGUAAUUCAGAAUGUUAUAAAAUAAUUAUUAACGAAGGCUGUACUCCUAUGAUUUUGCAAAUAUAGUUAUUGAGUUAUUGAACAACUGUUGUAUUUAUGUAAGUAAUAGAAUUGAAUGCAUUGUAUGUAAGAAUAAUCUGUAUUUCCUUUAAGUAAGUCAAGGAAUUAUGAGAUUUUAGAGUUACUAAGUAGUGUAACAAAGGUGUGUAACUUCAUAAUUUUAUAUUAUGUUUUUAUUAGUAUUACCGAAGAAAUCGUAGCAUGCACAUUAUCUUUAUCAGGCUAAGCAAAUGGAAAAUGCUUCUAAUUAUGUAUACGCUAAGAUUUAAUAAAAGUUGUAAUGAAUUGAAACGUUAAAUCUAUAGUUAAAUUGAUUGUUUAUGGUCCUGGUGAGUGCAAGCCAAAUAAUUUCUUUCAACGAAUUAAUUAAUUAAGUAUUAAAUAAUAGAUACUAUAUAUUAAAUAACAUUAAGAUAUUCAAAAAUUAUAUAAAGAGAAGUUUCCUCACUAUGUACUUAUCAUCAUAUUUUAGAGUUAAUGUAAAUCUUUUAUUGAUAGUUUUAAUGUAAAUCUAUUAUUAUCUCAUCUUUUAAAAUUAAUGCUAUGGCCAAAGAUAAUAAAAUAUGAUUGUUUGAAA
Molecule: messenger RNA, 2231 nt
Organism: Bicyclus anynana (squinting bush brown)
Lineage: Eukaryota; Metazoa; Arthropoda; Insecta; Lepidoptera; Nymphalidae
Exons: 3
Coding region: 266-1012 (248 amino acids)
Source: RefSeq, a predicted model, not a curated record